UGCUACUACACCAAGGGCGGAAAGAAAAUUGCUGGGGCCGAACAACUGCCGAGGUUAUAUGACAACAUUGAAAAUAUCUUUGCGAUCCGCAAGGACUUUCUGGAAACCAUCCUCAAAACCUUGGAGAUCAUCGGCAAUGCUCCUUUGACGGUUUGUCUCCGUCGGCUCGGCGAUCUGGUCCUCAGUCACUACCGCCCUGACAGGUCAAGAUAUGCCCAACACGAGCUGGACCUGCUCACUCACGACCGAGUCGUGUUCACAAUCCAGGAAGCUCUGGACUCGGAGGGCUGGCCGGACGAAGCGAAUGAUGGACCCCGUGUUUUCAAGAUGCUUGAUCGGACAAGUGUGAAGCAAAAUAAAGCCAUCGCUCUCUCUCUCCACCAGUCGAGGGCCGAGGGGCCCGACGAGAGCAAGCAAGCCCCAAAGCCUGGUCCCUCGCAGAAACGCAGGGUGGAAGAGCUCGAUGACGAUGAUUCCGAAGAAGACGUCGCACGUCCGUCCAAGCAAAUCCGAAUCCGAAAGGCAGGGCCACUUGCAGCCGCUAGCCAGAAACGAAAACAGUUGCCUCUGGAGGCAGAAGAAGAGGACGAGCCUCAAGCAUCGGUCAGCAAGAAGCCCCGUGUCCGACCGCCAAAGAAGGCAGCGCCUCGUCCUGCGAAGGCUCCCAAACCACCGGGUCCUAAGAACGCUGCGAGUCAGCGAUCUCGCGGUAGAAAGGCCGUUGCUACCGCUUCUCGAGUCGGAUGUACUAACGUUUCAAAUUGUCUGCGUUCUUAA
Gloeophyllum trabeum ATCC 11539 is the source of this 777-nucleotide messenger RNA. RefSeq lists its product as uncharacterized. The annotation marks the transcript as partial. The transcript is spliced from 2 exons. The record is from RefSeq and is a predicted model, not a curated record. NCBI's taxonomy places the organism in Eukaryota, Fungi, Basidiomycota, Agaricomycetes, Gloeophyllales, Gloeophyllaceae.